Capronia coronata CBS 617.96 is the source of this 738-nucleotide messenger RNA. RefSeq lists its product as uncharacterized. The transcript has 2 exons. The coding region runs from base 1 to 738 and encodes 245 amino acids. The record is from RefSeq and is a predicted model, not a curated record. Lineage: Eukaryota; Fungi; Ascomycota; Eurotiomycetes; Chaetothyriales; Herpotrichiellaceae.
AUGGACACUGUUUGGAAGCCAUAUCUCAAGUCCUCGGACGACGAUUGGACACGCCUGUCAGACCCCGCCGAGCGGAAACGAGUUCAGAACAGACUCUCGCAGCGAGCUAGACGAAUCAAACUUGCUCAUAAACAGGCUCGAGAGAUGUCGCGUGCCUAUCAUCGUGAACGUCUUCCACAAGGCGGUCAGGUCCCAGAUACUCAAGAUUUGACUAGUGCAGAGACAGGCUCGAUUGCGCCCAUCUCCAAGGCCCCGAGUGUGUUCUUACAAAGUGAAAUGAGCCUGGAUCCCGGACGCGAUACUCACUUCAUCAUUAUGCAUGCCAUGACCGCCUCCGUUGCGUUCAUCCGCAUUGCUGAUCUGCUCGAGCUUGCCUGUCUACAAGACAGCGGGUUUAACAUUUGCGCCCCUAUUGAGAGGUUACCCCCAACAAUCAUACCAACUUUGAACCAGCAAACUAUCCCACACCGGCCUUACGUUGAUAUGCUGCCCUGGCCCUCGGUGCGCGACCGAUUACUAGUCACACGCUCGGCUAUCAACGAGCUGGAGUUUGUUCAAGACAUGUCAUUAGAUGGCUUGAAAAUUUGGGGCUCAACUCCUUGGGACCCGAUGGCUUGGGAGAUUGGUCCCGCAUUUGCCAGGAAAUGGUGGUUCCUCUUGGACGAUAAUAUCAUGCAUACCACCAAUUUCUGGCGUCGGCAGCGAGGAGAAGAAGAUCUCAUCUUGACGCAGCCGUGA